Alligator mississippiensis (American alligator) is the source of this 3347-nucleotide messenger RNA. RefSeq names its product cytosolic non-specific dipeptidase. The transcript has 8 exons. The record is from RefSeq and is a predicted model, not a curated record. Gene Ontology annotation, cellular component: cytosol. Bases 82 to 1008 code for a protein of 308 amino acids. Gene Ontology annotation, molecular function: dipeptidase activity. Gene Ontology annotation, biological process: proteolysis. Lineage: Eukaryota; Metazoa; Chordata; Crocodylia; Alligatoridae.
AGGCAGUCUCUAUGGCCGAGGUACAUCUGAUGACAAAGGACAAGUUCUGGCUGUACUAAAUGCAAUUGAAGCACUUCAGGCAUGGAAGAAGUAGGAUCCCAAGGGUUACCUGCACUACUUGAGCAACAAAACACAACAUUUUUUUCUGAUGUGGAUUACAUUGUGGUCACUGACACCCCUUGGCUCAGGAGCAAACCUGGUAUUACAUACGGAACAAGAGGAAACAGCUACUUCUUUCUUGAGAUGAGAUGUGCUAGCCGAGAUUUGCACUCAGGAGGCUUUGGAGGAAUAAUACAGGAAGCAAUGAAUGACUUAAUAUUUCUGUUAAACAGUCUUGUUGAUUCUGCUGGGCAGAUUCUGAUUCCUGGAAUUUAUGAAGCUGUAGCUCCUCUCACAGAAAAAAAGAAGAAACUCUAUGAAGGAAAUGAAUAUGACCUAGAUCAGAUCAAGGCCAAAUAUGGAAUAAAACACUUCCUUUACACAACUAAGGAAGAAUUAUUACUUCGAAGAUCACGCUAUCCAUCUCUUUCCAUCCAUGGAAUUACAGGAGCUUUUUCUGCACCUGGAACUAAGACUGUAAUCCCUGCAAAAGUAAUUGGAAAAUUUUCAAUACGUCAGGUUCCAAACAUGAAGCCUUCUGUAGUGGAGAAACAGGUGACAGACUAUCUGACCAAGAAAUUUGCUGAACAGAAGAGCUCUAACAGUGUUAAAAUAACCCACGUCCGGGGAGCUAAACCUUGGCUAUCCGAUAUAAAUAAUCCUCAGUUUUUGGCAGCAAGGAAAGCAAUUAAAAGAGUGUUUGGCAAAGAGCCUGACAUGAUCCGGGUAGGUGGGACAAUUCCAGUUGUCACAUAUUUCGAGGAAUUGACUGGAAAGAGUAUAAUGUUAUUAGGAAUAUUUGGACCGGAUGAUGCUACGCAUGGGCAAGAUGAAAAGAUCAGCAGAUACAAUUUCAUUGAGGGAACAAAACUAUAUGCAGCUUUUCUUCACGAACUUGCAACUCUCUAGAAAAACAGGUGGCAUAAUACACCUUAAUAAAUACUACUGUGUGCAUUCCAUAUAAUUUUGGAUGUCUAGUCUGAUAAAUAUAUAUUAGUAAAUAUAAUUCAGAUUCCACUGUAAUCCUAAAUUGUUCUUUUCUAGAAAUUGAACAUGAAAAAUGAACAUUAUAAAGCAGGGGUGUCAAACUCACCCAAUCCCCCUAGGCUGGAUUUUGACCUUAGGCCUCCUUGUGAGCCAGAUUUGGAUGUGGUGUUGGAGUGUGUGAGUGGGUCAUAUUCUUCCACUUUGUAACUGCAACAGGUUAUACUGAUCUCCAUCUCUCUCUUCCACUCACUUGCUACAUCUUGAUGGGAAAUAUAUAUUCAGGAGGAUGAAUGUUCUGCCUUGCCAGUCUAUCUGACCUUGUGGCAGUUCUUUUGGAGGGCUUCACAUCCGCUAUACCCUGCCCCUUUCCUCCUGGGUGAAUGGUCACUAUUCUCCAUGGAUGUUGAGCGGAGCCUAUCCUGGUCUUUCUCUCACCCUGGUUUUAACUUACGGUGCCUUGUCUUCUUUCUUUGCCAGUUACAUCAUAAUAUGCCUUCCCUCAUGAGCUCAAGUAAGAAUUAUCUCCAUGAACUCAUUAGUAGUUCCUCCCCUGCAGGCCCCAGGCCCUCUGACUUUGGAUCGUCUCAGUUGUUCUUCUCUGCAAAAUGGGUGUAGGAUUCCUCUUAAUUUUAAAUCAAAUCUUCUCACCCGCUGAUAUGGAAAAGUUAAAUACUAGAGAAGGCUUCUUACCUGUGGUUCUCUUCUCCCUGUAUUAUUUUUAUAAUUCAAAAUUUGUGGGUAUACCUCCUGGAUCUUUUUUCCCUUUCUCUAAGGCAGCAUGGUUCUGCUCAGUUUUUCUCUCACCAGCAGGACGUAUAUAGCUUUUUUUCUCUAUGCUGGCUGCCUCAGUUUUCUCCUUGGUCCCCACUACUCCCUGCAGACCAGCUCACUUGCUGUCUCAGCUCCCUUAUACUUUGGCUGGUUUAUAUCAACUGUUUCCCCCAGGUAUUCUUCCCUUAGGAGAUUAGUUUGGACUUCUGCAGGGGAAGACCCAUUCUGUCCCUUUCCCUGUCCCCGUUUACAUAUCUUUCCAGGGAAGAGAGUUGUCCCUGCCUAGGCCUUGUCCCAGUCUUGGCAGCUUCUAAGGUUCCAGCACACAGGUCUUCUUCUUUGGGGCUUGUCAUCCUGUCAUCUCCAGUGACAUUUUCUCCACUGGGGAUGCCAAACACUAAGCUCUCCGUAGCAUCCUCCCUUUAACUUGCCUGCUUCUUAUCAUGGGCCAAUCAGAGAUGGUUCUCUAGAGCAUGUGUUGUUGUGCUCCUGGGAUUGCUGUCCCCUGGGAUUGCAUACCCCUGCACACCAGGGCUAUGCCGUGUAUCCAGACCUGGACAGGUGAGUCUCUGGCCAGCAUGGUUGUUCCUGCAGGAGCGUGGAAGGGGCUGGGAUGCUGCCUCUGCCACAGGGUGGACAGUAGUGGUGGCUAUGAUGAGUUUGUAGCAGGUUGUCUGGUUGUACCACACAGUCUUUCCCUGGGUGAACCCGUCCACAGAACACAGCAUAAACUGUGACUCUGCAAAUAUCAAAUACAAACAAUAAAGGGGUAAACCAAAUCUUGUGGUCUUUUCCCAAACAUGGAGAGAGUACCCUGGCUCAUUGCUUCAGCCUCUAGUUUCACAGCCAUCUCUCUCUCUCCCCAUGUAGCUCUCUUCCCUGGGAGCUUUUAACUUCCUCUGGGCCAGCUAAUUAUUCAGUAUCAGCUGGCUCAGUCCUCCCAGGUGGGCCUGUAAUUACUUUCUUGCUACCUGGUGAUGGGGCUGUGUCUCAAUUUAGGUGGUAGGCCCAACAUCCACUUGCCACACCUCUGAAUUCCUAGUCCUUCUAAGACAGGUGUGGGCAAUUAGUGUGGCUGGAAGGCCACUUAAUGAGUGUUGGUGAGCUGUCAAGUGCUGCAAGGGUAGCCCUGCCCCCAUACAGGUGCCUUCCCCCCAGUCACCAUUUUGGGACCAAAAGUCCUCCCUCUAACCCCUGACCUUUGCCACCAGAAAUCCCUCUCUUGCCCUGAAAGUGCUUCUUUUGGGGGGUGGGGGGGAAUGCCAUCUUGAAACUGGAAAAAAAAACACAUUAUAGACUAAACCCUCCCCCCCCAAAUCUACUAUAACUUAUUUUAAUUUUAUUUUUUAAAAAGUUUUGAUCUAUGUGUUUGCAUAGUGUAUCUAGAGAUUGCAUAAUAUCUCAAAAUAAAGCCUCUUGUAUAUUGUAUAUGAUAGGAUGUUGGGCAUUGGGGGUGUGGGUAUAUUGGGGGUGGAUGUGGAGAGGUGUGA